GGCACCAUGCUGCCCAGCUCCAUCCAGAUCUCGGGCGAGCCGCUGUCGGGCGCCGAGGUGCGCGACAUCUGCCGCGGCCUGCGGGACAACGCCGUGCGGCUGCUCUCCCUGCGCGGCUGCCGCCUGUGCGACCGCGACUUCGGCCGCAUCUGCCGGGCCCUGGCGGGCGCCACGGCGCUGGCGCAGCUCAACCUCAACCUGGGCGUCGUGUCCAGCCCCGGCCGCGUCCGGCUGCUGGCCGACGCGCUGCGCUGCAACCGCUCCGUCCAGUCCCUCUUCCUGCAUGGGAGCCCCCUGACCGAUGCAGGUCUGGCCUUGCUGAACCCGGCGCUGGCCCUGCACCCUGCUCUGGUGGCCCUGGACCUGGGGGACUGUAUGCUGGGUGAUGAAGCCAUCAACCUCAUCUGUGGCCUCCUCCCACCCGACGGGGCCAAGUCUGGCCUGAAGGAGCUCACGCUGAGUGCCAACCCUGGCAUCACCCCUAAGGGCUGGAGUCGCCUCGCCAUUGCUGUGGCCCACAGUUCCCAGGUCCGCGUCCUCAAUCUGGAUUACAACCCUCUGGGUGACCACGUGGCAGGGAUGCUGGCCGUCGCUGUGGCCUCCAGCCGCACAUUGGAGGUCCUGGACUUGGAGGGCACAGGGCUCACCAACCAGUCAGCUCAAACCCUGCUGGACAUGGUGGAGAACUACCCCACCGCGCUACGGAGCCUGGUGUUGGCAGAAAACAGCAUCAGCCCAGAGCUGCAGCAGCAGAUCUGCGACCUUCUCUCGGAGGGGGAGGAGGAUGAAGAGGCAGCAGGAGGAGCUGCAGAGGCCCGGGAGCGGGAGAGAGGGCAGGAGUCAGAGGGGCACCAGAGGGGCAACAGCUCCUGGAUUUGCCCGCAUGAUACCAGUUCUCAGAUGGUGCUAAUGACAUCAGGACUCGGGGACAGUCUGUUGGCCGAGACUGAGAUGUGACUCUCCGCACCUGGCAUGGCUAAAAUGAUCUGUUCGUGUCCCUAGUACCUUGCCCCAAGUGUGGGGGUUGGGCCCUGGGGCUGGGGAUGAGGGUGGGAACCUGGGGCUCUGGCAGCUCCCGGUGUUGUGUUGAGACAUUAAUCUGGGACUAAGAAGCAGCCGUAGGGGCGCUUGGACCCCAGGCAGUGUCUCUGGACUUGUUGGCAGCUCUGGCUGUAUGUAACCCGCUGGCUCGGAAGAGAUUUUAUGAACUCUACAA
Messenger RNA from Suncus etruscus (white-toothed pygmy shrew), 1216 nucleotides. It is a transcript of the gene LRRC73, whose product is annotated as leucine rich repeat containing 73. The record is from RefSeq and is a predicted model, not a curated record. The transcript is spliced from 6 exons. The coding region runs from base 7 to 957 and encodes 316 amino acids. NCBI's taxonomy places the organism in Eukaryota, Metazoa, Chordata, Mammalia, Eulipotyphla, Soricidae.